AACUUCAACGCGGGAACAAUGCUCAGUCUUCCGAGUCACGUUCACCAUGGCAGAACACAGCGCUGACGAAUUGCAAGCUCCCGAGUGGUUGAAUGAUCAGUUCUUCACGGAGAUUCUUCAAAAAUCUGAGGAUGAUCCAUCGCUUCGAAUUGUGGGUGAAUACAAGCUGCUUCCUGCUACCCAAGCCGGUGAUCAUUACGCCAGUAUUAUGUUCCGCACCAGUAUUCGAUAUGAAACUAAACGCUUGGCGGGCGAACAAGAAAUUGAACUGAUUAUCAAAGCGCAGCCGACGGCUGAUGGAUUCAAGAAGGAAUUAUCUAAAGAUAAUGCUCUGUUUGUUAAGGAAAUCAAAAUGUACAGUGAGAUUCUGCCUGCCAUGGUGAAAGUGCUGAAGGAAGCUGGCGAACAUCUGGAAGUUGCGAGGUUAAUCCAUGCCGCUCUUGUGCCAAAUGUUGUCAUUGUAAUGGAGAGCUUAACACCGAAGGGUUGGCUUCCUGGACGCGAAUCUGUUGUCAGUUAUGAAGAGGCUCUUCCAACGAUACGUAAUAUUGCGAACUUCCACGCUGCGUCACUCUAUUUGAAUCAAGAGAUUACGGACUUAUCGACAAAUAGUGUGAAAGAGAUGCUAUCUGAAGGAGUAGUUCUGACGCUUUUCACGAAAGGAUUCGAAGAGUUCUGUGCCGUUUUAGAGAAAUGGGAAGGAUACGAAACCAUUGCAAAGAAACUGAAAACCCUUCGCAGCACCUUUGAACAGCGACUACAAGAUGUCUACACUCCAAAUCCGAAAACCGUUGGCUACAACGUGCUCGCCCAUGCGGACUUCAGUUGGAAAAAUGUGAUGCAUAAGACGAACUCGGAAGGUCGUCCCGUGGAUUCGAUGUUGAUCGAUUAUCAAUGCUGCCAUUGGGGAUCACCGGCCAUUGAUGUGUUCAGCUUGCUGGAUUUGAUCAUUGAUAAUCGCACCAAAACGGCUCACCGUGGGAAGAUUCUGUACGAGUAUCAUAAGCAGUUUGCUACGGUUUUGGGCAAAAUUGGAUUUACGGGAAAGAUUCCCACACUGAUAGAUUUGCAAAUAGAGCUACUCCGUAAAGGAUUCAUGGAAGUGCUACACGAGACCGUAUUUGAGAAGUACAAAUAUAUGCAGAUGAAGGAUGAAACAUUCGACAACUUAGAAGAAGGUAACCCGGACGAUCCCACCUACAGAAACCAAGAGUUCUGUGAUACAAUCCGGCGUGAAAUGUCUUCGCUGUUGUACAAAGGCUUGUUAGAUUGAGAAGGGCAAUUAAACGGUUUGGUGAAACUGGUGCAGUGUUUGUCACAACGGUCAAACGUAGCAUCAAAUUCUAAUUUAAUACUACUGACGUCAGAGUAGCAGUAUGUAUGGAUAUAAGCGUAAAGGCAUUCCAACACCUGUAUUUUAUCUGUCGAAUGGCUACAAAUCUCCUCAAUAAACGAAAUAUUCCCAAUUAGUGACAAAUUAUGAACGUAAA
Molecule: messenger RNA, 1490 nt
Organism: Aedes aegypti (yellow fever mosquito)
Lineage: Eukaryota; Metazoa; Arthropoda; Insecta; Diptera; Culicidae
Exons: 4
Coding region: 47-1273 (408 amino acids)
Source: RefSeq, a predicted model, not a curated record